Sporothrix brasiliensis 5110 is the source of this 2205-nucleotide messenger RNA. RefSeq lists its product as uncharacterized. Gene Ontology annotation, molecular function: DNA-binding transcription factor activity, RNA polymerase II-specific; sequence-specific DNA binding; zinc ion binding. The coding region runs from base 1 to 2205 and encodes 734 amino acids. The record is from RefSeq and is a predicted model, not a curated record. Lineage: Eukaryota; Fungi; Ascomycota; Sordariomycetes; Ophiostomatales; Ophiostomataceae. The transcript has a single exon. Gene Ontology annotation, biological process: positive regulation of transcription by RNA polymerase II; DNA-templated transcription.
AUGCAGGUCGAUCCAGUUGCCGUUGCUGACGUGCCGCCGCCUCCACCUGGCCGUCCCCGUGACGUCGCCCUCCGCAUCAGCCAGGUCGUCUCGGCCUGCUCGUUUUGCAAGUCGCGCAAGAUCAAGUGCGACGGCGGCGUGCCCGCGUGCGGCUGCUGCAUCAAAUUUGGACGCGCUGGCACCUGUUCGCUGGCCGACGGAUCAGCACGGCCGGCGCACGACUACGUGAUGUUUCUGCAGGGCCGGAUUGCCGAGGUGAAGACGCGGCUCGCGGGGCUGCGAACGGACGGGCCGAGCGGGCCAACGGGGCCGGUGCUGCCAGGGGCCCGGAUGGAGGCGUCCCACGCACCGUCACAGACGCCGUUUGACUUCAAUGCGUCCUCGGCAGAUCUGCCAACCGCCGGAUUUCCGUCGAUGGACGCUCCACGACGGCGGCCACGGCCACGGCCACGACCGCCGCCGCCGCCGCUCUCUGGCUCUGCCGGGUCGUCGGGGGCAGCCGCCAUCGACACGUUGAUUGCCGACAUAGGCGCCCUGCCCAUCUCCACCUCGUCGCACGCCCACGCGAGCGCAGCCUCCGCAGAGGGCCGAGGACCGACCCUGUCGACGGUGCUCUUGGCGGCCGCCAGCAAGCUGCCGCUGCUGUCUAUCGUCGACCCAGAGACGGGCCGUGCGAGCGGAGGCGCGGCCGCCGCCCAGGCCAGCGUCGCCAGCUGCCUGCCCGACGAAUCGGCGGCACGCAAGCUGAUCCAGCAUUACAUCCAGCAGGUCUACCCGCGGCUGCCCUUUUUCUCGCUGCAGGGCUUCUGGGCGCAGUUCCAGCAGGUGUACGGCGGCCAUGCGCGUGCGGGCAGCAGUACAGGCGGCAGUGUGAGUGGCAGCGCGGCCGACCCAACGACCAACAGCACCAACAGCACCAACAGCACCAACAGUAGUGGGCCGACGCUCGACGCGGGCUACUCGUACUUUACCGUGCUGCUGGUGCUGGCCAUUGCCACGUCGAGCCUCUCGCGCAGCGCCGACAGCAUGAUCUCCAACCAGGCGCGCCGGCUGUUCCAGGCCGGCCUGCAGUUCCGCGAGUCGGCCAUUCUGCCCAACACGAUUGUCGGCGUGCAGUCGCUCCUGUUCCUCAUCCAGUUUGCCACGCUCAACCCGUCCGUCCUCGACGCGUGGUACCUGAUUGGCGUCGGCAUGCGCAACUGCGUGGACCUGGGGCUGCACCAGGACCCGGACCCGGCCGUCGCCGCCACGACGCCGCCCAGCCUGCUGGAGACGCGGCGGCGGCUCUGGUGGAGCAUGUAUUCGUUUGACCGGUCGCUGAGCAUCGGCUGUGGGCGGCCUACGGAAAUUGCCGACGCCCUGAUCCACGUGCCGCUGCCGUCGUUUCGCAUCGAGAGCACGGCGACGGCCGUGGAGGUCGAGGGCUACGUGCAGCGGUACCGGGCGCUGCAGCUGCAGUCGGAAAUCUACGACGCCUUGAGCCAGCCGCCGACGGGCGACGAUGGCGACGACGAUGGCGUCGCCAGCCAAAACGCGGCGGCCGUCGUCGACGCCCUCGCGCGCAAACUCGACGCGUGGCAGCUCUCCAACCGCCCCGAGCGCAACCGCGAGACGCUGGCCGACAGCGAGUGGCUCGUCGGCAAGAUGCUCCUGUUCCGCCCCUGCCGCCUGCUGCCGGAGCGCAGCGUCGACGCCCUGCGCGAGCUCUGGGUCUCGGCCCGCGGGUUCACCGCGCUGUACCGCCAGCUGGUCGAGACGAACGGCAUCUUUUACGUGCAGGUGGCCUGCGAGAAGGUCUACUGGACGGGGCUGGUGCUGCUGUACGCCUACUGGAAGCUGACGUGCACGCUGACGCCGACGGCGACGCGCGGCGAGAGAGACGACGUCCACGCUCUGCACCUCUGGAAGACCACCAAGGACAUUGCGCUGAUCCUGCAGACGCUGGGCGAGCGCUGGGAGGACGGCAAGAUCCUGGCGGCGCGGUUUGAUACGGUCAGUGCGCGGGUCAUUGAAUUGCUGGACGGCGGCGCGGGGACGGAGGACAUGGACAUGGACCUGGCGAAGCGAAUGCCGCCCGAAGUGGUGACGCUCAGCCGGUAUGCCAGCCUCGUGAGCAUCUGGGCCGCGGGGGCGACGCAUGGGCACGGCGGACUAGGAGCGGCCCACAGUGAAGAGCUGCAGGACUUGGUAGCCAAGAUGAUUUGA